CAGGAACAUUAUUAUAUCUCAGAGUCUGUAGAACCAUGAUUAUAUAAAUGGAAGUAGAUGAAGUAGCACGAUAACUCAGGACAGCUAUUUGUUUGUGAUUGAGAGAGAAAACACAGAAAGAACCCAUCUUUGAUCGAGAGAGAGAGAGAUAGAGAAUAUGAGGGAGAGAUAUGGAGAAUUUGUAGCGAGUCCAUAUAUGAACUCAUAUGAUACCACACCAGAGAGAGAAGGGCUGCAGCAGCAGCACUCUUCCUUAUCUGAACCUGGGAGCUUGUGGCACAGCCCUUCAUCUUCUACUGUUUCAGAGAGCUCUUCCUCCUUCAAAACCAGUGGUGAUUCGAGUUCAAGGAAAAGCCUCAAGAAAAAAUUUGGUGACAGGAAAAGCAGCAGUUUUGCAUACAGAAUACGCGAGCACGUGAAACUUGGGUCAAAGUUGUCUGAAACUGUCAAGGGAAAGUUGAGUUUGGGGAAAAGAAUUAUUCAAGAAGGUGGAAGGGGAAAUAUAUUUAAGCAGAUAUUUGGUGUGAAUGAAGGAGAAGAGCUGUUGAAGGCCUCGCAGUGCUACCUAUCAACAACUGCUGGUCCUAUUUCUGGCCUCCUUUUUAUUUCUACUCAAAAGCUUGCAUUCUGCAGUGAAAGAUCUAUCACUGUUCCUUCUGCAACUAAUACCACCCAAGUUGUUAGAACUCCCUACAAGGUUGUGAUACCUAUAACGAAGAUCAAAAUAGCUAGCCAGAGUGAGAAUGAGGAUAAACCACAACAGAAGUACAUAGAGAUAGUUACUGAUGAUGAUUUCGAGUUCUGGUUUAUGGGAUUCUUACGGUAUGAAAAAGCUUUCAGAAAUCUUCAGAAGGCCAUUUCUAUGAGUUUGAGCAAUCAAGAUUAAGAAGAAAGUUGAUCGAGUGGAAUGCCCCACAAAACGUGUUUUUAUAGGUAGAUUGAUGUCACUAGAAUCAGCACUUGUUUUUGUGUGUCCAUGUAUAAUGCCAAUGAGCUUUAUAUGUGCCUGUAACAUAUUUUCUUCAAGUCCACCCUUGUUCCUCAGUUAUGUUUUGACAAGUGAUGCUUAAUUUUUCGAUGAAUUAACCUUGAUGAC
This is a messenger RNA of Fragaria vesca subsp. vesca, 1096 nucleotides long. RefSeq names its product GEM-like protein 4-like. The record is from RefSeq and is a predicted model, not a curated record. NCBI's taxonomy places the organism in Eukaryota, Viridiplantae, Streptophyta, Magnoliopsida, Rosales, Rosaceae. The transcript is spliced from 4 exons. The coding region runs from base 158 to 886 and encodes 242 amino acids.